Lentithecium fluviatile CBS 122367 is the source of this 895-nucleotide messenger RNA. NCBI's taxonomy places the organism in Eukaryota, Fungi, Ascomycota, Dothideomycetes, Pleosporales, Lentitheciaceae. The record is from the annotation of a GenBank genome assembly.
GCGACAUUCACCCCUGGAAAACUCAUCCUCUCCCUAACCGCUCUCUUUACAAUGAUAGGCCCAUACAUGCAGACUGGAACGAAACCCACGUUCUAAACUCUACCUGGCUGCCCCACGCGAGCUUCCACAACGGCCAAACCAUGUCCCUCGGCGCCUUCCUCGGCACCUUCCUCGGCACCUCCAUGAUCUACUACCUCCACUUCGCCUCACCAUCACCCACUUCUCCUCGCAAAAACCCAAACCCCAACGCUAGCAGUACCCUCUCAACCCGCCUCGACCACCUCAACUUCGCCCUCCUGCUCAUCCACGCCUACUACGUCCCCGCGAUGACGGGCAUCCUGUACCCGGGCGCGUUGUGGAUGGAUCCGCAGUUCGGCGAUGGCGCGCCGCAGGCGAAGCUUUUCUCUGCGGCGUUGGGGGUUGCGUGGGUGGGGUGGUGGGUUGAGAGGGGGAGAGUGCUGCGGGAGGCUGGGGAGGAUGGGAAGAGGAAGUUACGGGAUCUCACCGGGAACGGAAUCGUGGAACGGUGGAAAGAUCUGUAGGUUGAGGGUUGGAGAAAGGGAGGUUGGACGUUAGAGUUGAAUUGAUGGCGAUGUUUUGGAUUGUGUAGAAGAUCAUUGCUGUAGGCAGAUACCUCCCAAGCGCAUUCAGAUACUCCCCAAGAACAUUCAAAUUACCCCCUAGUACGUUCAGAUGACCUCCAAGCACAGAUACCCUCCAGCAUAGGCUGAUAUCCUCCAAGCUCAGGCAGAUACCCUCCAAAGCAAAUGCUCGCAUACGACAUCCAAAAUUCCACUCAUCACAUACCCUCCCAGCGCAUGCUCACAAAACAGUAUACAGAACACCGCCCACAAUUAUGCCCAAAGGAGAAAUUGUGGCCGUACAUAGUCACAUA